CGAACAUUCUAACUUUGACCACAAAAUUUGUGCAUCAAGUUGCAAGAAAUUUGAAACCCAAACAAGAUACUUUAAUUACGUCUCUCUUAAAGGUGGUACUGACAUAUGUAAGAGAUAUUUGUUUCCAAUUCUCGAUUUCUUCUCAAUACUCCAAAUUGCUAAAACAAAAAAUGGAGCUCCCCUGGUAUUUUUUUCUUGUUCCUCUGCUUGUCUUCAUUUUCUUCCUUCGUCAGUGGUUCUUUACCACUUCAAACGGCCAAAAAAGGUUAAUACCACCAUCUCCAAGAAAGCUUCCAAUCAUAGGAAAUCUGCAUCAACUUGGGUCCCAUCCUCACCGUUCUCUCCAUAAACUAUCUGAAAAAUAUGGUCCUGUCAUGCUACUUCACUUGGGCAGUAAGCCAGUGCUUGUUGCUUCCUCUGCUGAAGCUGCUCGUGAUAUCUUGAAAAUUCACGAUCUUGUGUGUUCAAACAGACCUAAUUCUAGCAUCGCUAAUGGACUCCUUUAUGGAUCCAAAGACGUGGCCUAUAGUCCCUAUGGUGAAUACUGGAGACAAAUUAGAAGUGUCACCGUGCUUCACCUUCUCAGCAACAAAAGAGUUCAAUCUUAUCGUGAUGUGAGAGAAGAUGAAACAUCAAACAUGAUUGAAAAACUUAGGCAAGGGUGUGAUUCUUCGAAUUCAGUGAUAAACUUGAGAGAUCUCUUAAGUUGUAUGACAAAUAACAUAAUCAGCAGAGUGGCCAUAGGGAGGACAUACGAUGAAGGGGAAGGUGGAAUAGACGUUAAGGCUCUCUUAGAAGAACUUCUAGAACUUUUAGGUAUUUUUAACAUUGGUGAUUAUAUUCCAUGGCUUAAAUGGGUGAAUGAAAUCAAUGGUCUGAACACCAGAGUGAAGAAAGUAGCUAAAGAUUUGGAUGCAUUUCUAGAGAGCGUGAUCGAAGAACACAUAAUUAUUAGGAACAAGAAAAGAGAAUACAGUGCGGGUGAAGCUAAAGACUUCGUGGAUGUUUUGCUGGAAAUUCAGAAUGGAAUGGAAACUGGCUUUCCUCUUCAAAGAGAUUCAUUGAAAGCUAUUCUCUUGGACUCGUUUAUUGCUGGUACGGAUACAACAUAUACAACUUUAGAGUGGGUAAUGACAGAGCUUUUGAGGAAUCCAAGAGCUAUGGAAAAAUUACAGGAUGAAGUGCGACAAUUAGCCCAGGGAAAAGUGGAGAUAACGGAGGAUGACUUAGGAAAUAUGCAGUAUCUUAAAGCAGUGAUUAAAGAGGCUCUCAGGCUUCAUUCACCGGUUCCACUUCUAGUUCCUCGAGAAUCAAUGGAAGACGUAAAAUUACUAGACUAUGACAUAGCUGCUAAAACUCAAAUCUUUAUUAAUGCUUGGGCAAUCGGCAGGGACUCGUCGUCGUGGGAUGAUCCAGAGGAGUACCGGCCAGAGAGGUUCUUAAAUAAUAAUAUUGAUGUUAAAGGACUAAACUUUGAGUUGAUUCCCUUCGGAGCUGGCAGAAGGGGCUGCCCAGCAGCUGCUUUUGCUGUUGUAGUAAUUGAGCUAGCAUUAGCAAGGCUUAUGCACAAGUUCAAUUUUGCAUUACCAGAAGGGAUAACAAAGGAGGAUUUGGAUAUGACUGAAUGUACUGGCCUUGCUAUUCGUAGAAAAUCACCUUUGCUAGCAGUGGCUACUCCAGACUGUCGUUAGUUAUUGCCAGAAAGUUAAUAUUUUUACAAUAUGAAAUAAGUGUACUGCUCUACUCCCUUUUUGGGUACGUCUUUGUACAUUUCUUAAUAUGUGCCGCAGAUAGCAUUAAUAUGCCAAAAACUGAUGUGUUACCUUUUUGCUUUACUAAUAAGCCAUCUUGCCGUUUGAUA
Lycium barbarum (goji berry) is the source of this 1861-nucleotide messenger RNA. RefSeq names its product cytochrome P450 71A4-like. Gene Ontology annotation, molecular function: iron ion binding; heme binding; oxidoreductase activity, acting on paired donors, with incorporation or reduction of molecular oxygen. The transcript has 2 exons. Lineage: Eukaryota; Viridiplantae; Streptophyta; Magnoliopsida; Solanales; Solanaceae. The record is from RefSeq and is a predicted model, not a curated record. The coding region runs from base 171 to 1691 and encodes 506 amino acids.